This is a messenger RNA of Sciurus carolinensis (gray squirrel), 4362 nucleotides long. RefSeq names its product leucine rich repeat containing 32 (gene Lrrc32). The record is from RefSeq and is a predicted model, not a curated record. The transcript is spliced from 3 exons. NCBI's taxonomy places the organism in Eukaryota, Metazoa, Chordata, Mammalia, Rodentia, Sciuridae. Gene Ontology annotation, molecular function: protein binding. Bases 928 to 3006 code for a protein of 692 amino acids.
AAGCUCAGAACUAAGCCUGGGUCGCUCCUGUCCUCACCUGGCACUCACCACACUCCCCACUCCCCUGCAUCUUCCCCACUCUUCCCUCUGUUCGUGGGAUAUUUAGUGAGCACCUACUUAGUAGUUCUCAGUUCCCACAGAAUAAGAAAUUCUUGGGGAAACAAAAGAUGCAAGGAAAACAGUGAAACACAUGAGGAGCUGGGGAAGAACAUUCCAGGCCGAGGGAGCUGCAAGGUCGAAGGCCCCUGGAGGCGCUGGGAGAAAACUGGGUGGACAGGGACGGGUGGAUGACAGAUGGAGCUGAGGAGACUGGAUAUUAUGGAAGUUUUCAAAGUAGAGGAUCAUGAUUUGAUAUUCGGUUUUACAGUUGCACUCUGGCUGCGGGUACAGGACAGAUCACAGGAGGUACGGGUGGAAACAGGAAACAAAUAACCAGGUCGGCUGCUGCCGUGGUCAAGGCCCAGGGCCACGGUGGCGCCUGUCUGUGGCAGUGAUGGAGGAGGGAGAUGUGGACUCUGUUUUCAGGGAGGACAGCAGAAUGUACUGACGGGGAAGGCAAUGUGGCAGGGAGGUGAAGGAGAGUCAAGGGGAAUAGAGGUCACUGUGUCACCCUGGACACCCCUCUGCCCUAGGGGCACUUCCUAGAGGGGUGGGGAGCAAGCCCUGGAGCUCCAAGCCUGGCUCUUGGGAGCACAGCAGCCCAGACUUGGGGACCCAAAGAAUGCUUCUCAGAGAAGGUGGUGGGAUGCGGAGGAGGAGGAGGAGGAAGGGACAGACGUGAAGAGCAGAGAGGAGGGAAGCAAAGGUUUGGAGCUGUAAGAAGGUGCUCAGAGAAGGCAGGAAGCAUGGGCCUCCAGGACCCAGAGGGGAGAGAGCUGGCGGGAGGGGACGCUCCCUAGAGCCCCAAGCCUCUCAGGGCCUUGUGACAUGCUGAUGUUCAAGCUAGUGGUGGCGGCUGCUUUCUAUUCAGCAGGACAAAAUUUCCUGUGGGAGCACAGCCUGCAGUGCAGAGCCAUGAGCCACCAGAUCCUGCUGCUCCUGGCUGUGCUGACCCAAGGCCUGGCUACCUCCCAUCACCGAGACAAGGGGCCCUGUAAGAUGGUGGACAAGGAGGCCUUGUGCCAGGGCCUUGGCCUGCUUCAGGUUCCCUCAUUGCUCCCGUUGGACAUCGAGGCCCUUGACCUCUCUGGAAACCAGCUGCGGAGUAUCCUGGCCUCGCCCCUGAGCUUCUACAUAGCACUUCGUCACUUGGACCUGAGCAUCAACGAGAUCAGUUUCCUGCAUCCAGGAGUCUUCCAGGCCUUGCCCCACCUGGAGCACCUCAAUCUGGCCCACAACCGCCUGGCGGUGGGCACUGCGCUGAACGCUGGUGGUCUGGGCCCCCUGCUGCAUGUGACCUCCCUGGACCUGUCUGGGAAUAGCCUGUACAGUGGCCUGGUGGAGCGGCUGCUGGGCGAGGCACCCAGCCUGCGCACACUCUCCCUGGCAGAGAAUAGCCUGACACGCCUGGCCCGCCACACCUUCUGGGGCAUGCCUGCGUUGGAGCACCUUGACCUGCACAGUAACGUGCUGAUGGACAUCGAGGAUGGCGCUUUUGAGGCCCUGCCCCGCCUGGCCCACCUCAAUCUCUCCAGGAAUUCCCUCACCUGUAUCUCCGACUUCAGCCUCCAGCAGCUGCGGGUGCUUGACCUGAGCUGCAACAGCAUCGAGGCCUUUCAGACGGCUGCGAAGCCCCGAGCGCAGUACCAGCUGGCCUGGCUGGACCUGCGCGAGAACAGACUGCUCCAUUUCCCUGACCUGGCCGCGCUCCCAAAACUCAUCUACCUGAACGUGUCCAACAACCUCAUCCGGCUCCCCUCGGGGCUGCCUCAGGGCAGUGAGGGCCUCCACGCGCCUUCCGAGGGCUGGUCAGCCCUGCCCCUCUCGAACCCUAGCUGGAACACCAGCACUUACCCCCUCUCCCAGCUCUUGAACCUGGAUUUGAGCUACAAUGAGAUUGAGCUCGUCCCUGAGAGCUUUCUGGAGCGUCUGACCUCUCUACGUUUCCUGAACCUCAGCCGAAACUGCCUGCAGGCUUUUAGGGCCCCGCGCACAGGCUCCCUGCCCUGCCUGGUGCUCCUGGACUUAAGCCACAAUGCACUCGAGGCGCUGGAGCUGGGUGCCAGAGCCCUAGGGUCCCUACGGACGUUGCUCCUGCAGGACAAUGCCCUGCAGGACCUGCCACCAUAUACCUUUGCCAGCUUGGCCAGCCUGCAAAGGCUCAACCUGCAGGGGAACCGGGUUAGUCCCUGCGGGGGGCCAGCUGAGCCCAGCCCCGCAGGCUGUGUGUCCUUCUCUGGCAUCCCCACCCUUCGCGUUCUGAACAUGGUGGAUAACGAGAUGGAGAUGCUCAGAGCAGGGGCCUUCCUCCACACCCCGCUUACUGAGCUGGACCUCUCUGCCAACCCUGGGCUGGAUGUGGCCACAGGAGCCUUGGCAGGCCUGGAGGCCUCUUUGGAGGUCCUUGCGCUCCAGGGCAACGGGCUGACCGUCCUGCAGGUGGACCUGCCCUGCUUCAGCUGCCUCAAGCGGCUCAAUCUUGCUGAGAACCGCCUCAGCCACCUGCCUGCCUGGACACAGGCUGUGUCACUGGAGGUGCUGGACCUGCGGAACAACAGCUUCAGCCUCCUGCCAGGGAGUGCCAUGGGUGGCCUGGAGACCAGCCUCCGGCGCCUCUACCUACAGGGAAAUCCACUCAGCUGCUGUGGCAAUGGCUGGCUGGCGGCCCAGCUACACCAGGGCCGAGUGGAUGUGGACGCCACCCAGGACCUGAUCUGCCGCUUUGGCUCCCAGGCAGAGGUGUCCCUGAGUCACGUGCGUCCUGAGGACUGUGAGAAGGGUGGGCUCAAGAAUGUCAACCUCAUCAUUAUUCUUACCUUCACACUGGUUUCUGCCAUUGUCCUCACCACGCUGGCCACCUGUUGCUGUGUCCGCCGACAGAAAUUCAACCAACAGUACAAAGCCUGAAGAAGCCAGGAGACCUUUCAGUGCAAGAGCUGGAGGCACAGAGAGGAGUGGGGACUGACACAUGGUGAGCAGUGUCCCAGAACCCUGGUCUCCAACUCCCAGCCCAGGGCUUCUUUCUCUGCGUCCUGCUGCAUGGGUAGGUGACCCACUUCCCAGGCUGCACGAGUGGUCCAGCUGCGGAAACUGCAGUUGGGCCAUUUCAGGGGCAACAAGUCCUCACUGAGCAUCUGUUUGGGGUCACACCCUGCUCUGGGGACUGGGGAUGCAGUAAAUGAACGAAACACAUGCUGCAUUCUGGGUAGGAAAAGGUCAGUACAGAGCUGGGCAGUGACCACACAGUGGAUGGGGUUCGAGGUGGGGAACCCCAGCCGGUUCCAUGUGGAGAGUCCUGCCCCUGCUGCACCAGGGCAAGGGAGGGACAAGCCCAAGAGGAUUGGUCUGAAAUGUUUCCAAGCAGACUGUUUUGUCACAUCUUCUGAUAAUGACUUCCAGCCUCUUUGGAAAAUGAAGAACUUGUGACCGGAAGAAAAGAACUAGAGCCUCAUGAGGCCGUCUUGGACCCAGUGCUGUUAGACAAGCUGCAGCACCCCCAGAGUCUUGUUAAGAGGUGGUCACCUGGGCUCGGGCAGGCCGUCGUUUCCUGUUCUCCACAGGCCCUUGCCCAUCCUGGCACUCUCCUGCCGCACACACUGACCCACUCUUGCCUGGACCCCCAACUCCCUGCACAGGCCCCCUUCUCUGUCCUGGCCACGUCCUGGCUGCUGAGCCGAGUUAAAGCCUUAGACGUCUGGUUCUGCUUUGCACCCAGCUUGGCACCUGCAGAUGCAGAUUCAAGCCUCACCAUCUCUCUGUGUGACGACUCUCAGAGGUUGGUAUUUUAUCCUCAUUUUACAAAAGAGGAAACAACUCUCCCAAAGUCUCCCUCCAGGGUCCCGUAUCUAAGAAAUGCCAUAGCUGAAAUUCAAACCCACAUCCUUUUGUGUCUAAGCCUGAGUGGCUCCGUAUCACCUGACCAGGGCCUGAGUAUCCUGUGCUCCGAGUACCCAUUCCUCCUCUCUCCCAGGCAGGCAGAAGGAAGAUGGGCCCUAUGCUUCUCCUCUGCCUCAGUUUCCCUCAUUCCCUCCUUCACAGACUGAUGUGGCUUCUCCCUUUUCUCUUCUUGCUCCUGUGUUUUCUUAUUCCCUCUCUAUUGAGCAGAGCCUGGAGUUUGAGGUCAUUGAGUUCAACCUCCCCAUUGCACAGAUAGGGAAACUGAGGCUUAGGAAGAGAUGAGACUUGCUCAAAACUGCACAAGUCAAUGGCAAAGCCUGCAAACAAAAAACAAAAAAAAAAAAACCAAAAAAACAAAAACAAGAA